This is a messenger RNA of Spodoptera littoralis (African cotton leafworm), 1875 nucleotides long. The record is from the annotation of a GenBank genome assembly. NCBI's taxonomy places the organism in Eukaryota, Metazoa, Arthropoda, Insecta, Lepidoptera, Noctuidae.
AUGGCGCUCGCAUCUUCUGUCAGCCUGUAUUACUCCAUAGUGCAGAGAGCUGCUAGGCACUACCUGGAAGAUUAUUGUCACACAGACACGACAACACCGUACGUCCUCUACAAAGAUGGUGUGGAGCGAGCCCCACCAGGCACGCAGUGGGGCGGCGGAGUGCUGGACGGUGGCUACCAGCCCAUGCAACACCAGAGCCCCGGUGGGCCCUCACCACAGCCCGAGCCCCAGCUCGCGUCGCCAGCUCCAUCACCCUACCCACCCGCGCCGCCGCCCCCAGAUCCAUCGGCGGCCGCGGAGGACGCCGCCCAGCAGCUCGCACAGCAGCAGGCCCAGCAACAAGCGCAACAGCAACAACAGCAACAGCAGCAGCAACAACAACAAACUUCUCCAGAACAUAUGCAAGUGGAGCAACAGCUCCAAAGUCAACCACAACCCCAACCUCCCACUCAGGACCACUUAGACCGAACACCAUGCUUCGUCCCGCAGCCAGAUCUGCAGCAACAAUACACGCCGUAUUUCAAAGAAGCGAGACCAGCGAGCCACAUGCUGGGUACUGGUGGCUUCCCUUUACACUACUUGAAACAAAAUGGUGGUGUGCUAUCCUUAGAAGGUCCACUAGACCAGUACGCUGCACCUGACCUGCGCCACCUGCCUGACAUCGUGCAGCCUGAGCCACCAAAGCCACGGAAACAUAACCCCAAUUCAGAGCUGCGCUUGUUCAAGUGCUUGACGUGCGGCAAAGACUUCAAGCAGAAGUCGACGUUACUGCAGCACGAGCGGAUCCACACGGACUCGCGGCCGUACGGGUGUCCCGAGUGCGGCAAGCGGUUCCGGCAGCAGUCGCACCUGACGCAGCACCUGCGCAUCCACGCGAACGAGAAGCCGUACGCCUGUGUGUACUGCCCGCGCUCGUUCCGGCAGCGCGCCAUCCUCAACCAGCACCUGCGCAUCCAUUCCGAUGUUUCACCACAUCUCAUCUUCAAGAAUGGAACAACUCCAACGCUGUGGCCCCAAGAUGUACCAUUCCCUGCUGACGAAAACAAAGAAGAGAUCCAGUCAACUUUCGGCGACGCAGAUGGACAGAACGGUGACCAGCGCGGCUCCUGCUUCUCACCAGGCGACACGGCGCAAUAUCCAGCUUAUUUCAAAGAUACGAAAGGUCUCAAUCAUUCAGUUUUCAGCUCAGGUCUUUCUCUGCAAUAUUUGAAAGGGGGUAAGCUACCUGACGUACUUGGAGGAAGAGCAAUGCCUUUGUACGUACGAUGCCCGAUUUGCCAAAAGGAAUUCAAACAAAAGUCAACGCUGCUUCAGCACGGGUGCAUUCACAUAGAAUCACGCCCUUAUCCGUGCCCAGAGUGUGGCAAGCGUUUCCGACAACAAUCGCAUCUAACGCAGCACUUGCGCAUCCAUACCAAUGAGAAACCAUACGGCUGUGUAUACUGCCCGCGCUUUUUCCGUCAGCGAACCAUCCUCAACCAGCAUCUGCGUAUCCACACGGGCGAGAAGCCAUACAAGUGCACGCAGUGUGGUAAAGAUUUCAGACAAAAGGCCAUCCUGGACCAGCACACGCGGACGCACCAGGGUGACCGACCAUUUUGCUGCCCAAUGCCUAACUGCAGACGGCGGUUUGCCACAGAGCCAGAAGUAAAGAAGCACAUCGACAACCACAUGAAUCCGCACGCAGCUAAAGCGCGGCGCGCUGAUGCUGCUAAGACCCCGCGGCCCCUGCCGCCUGCUGCCGCUGUGGUGAAGCCCGAGCUGUACUUCCCGCAGUGCUAUGCGCCACCGUUCCAACAGUUCCCCGGGUCGGGAGCUGAGUUCAAGCCCGCGGUGGGGCCUGGCGCGCCAGUGGCGUGUCUGCCGGCGCAGUGA